Messenger RNA from Purpureocillium lilacinum, 357 nucleotides. RefSeq lists its product as uncharacterized. Lineage: Eukaryota; Fungi; Ascomycota; Sordariomycetes; Hypocreales; Ophiocordycipitaceae. The record is from RefSeq and is a predicted model, not a curated record.
AUGCUUUUCCUCAACGUCGUUGCCGUUGUUGCCAUCGCCACAGGCGCCUCCGCGGCCGCCAUCAUCCCUCGCCUCGAACGUCUGGCCCAGUUUCGCGUCUUUGGCGCCACCAUGUGCAAUUAUGACAAUCUUGGUGUCUCGGUUGCUGUCGAGGGCGAUGCCUCAUUCGGCACCUGUACGAGCCUGAAGGGUGAUGACGUCCACUCCAUCUUCGCCACCACCAUCCACGACGACUGCCAUUUGUUUCUUUUUGCCGACGAGAAGUGCACCAUUGCGAAGGUCGAAGUCGAGGAAGAAGAAUGCCUCAGCACCGCGGGGAGUUUCAAGGCAUGGUCCAUUGACUGCGACCCCUUUUAG